AUGAGUAGUAUCGAUGAAAUAGAUAUCUAUUCUGAUUUAGCGGGUACUUCAAAUGUAUCUUUGUCAUAUGAACAAUUGGAAGAGAAACUUGAUCAAUUACAGUCAGAGUUUGAUAAACUUAAACAAGAUUCUCUAAAUUCAAAUCAAUUAUUAAAUACAACUAAACAACAGUUACAACAAACAACAGUACAAAGAGAUAAUCUUCAAAAAAUAAAUGAAAUUCUAAUGAAGAAUAUCUCAUCACUCUACAAAACAGCGUUAGCAGAGUCACAGAGAAAAGAUAGAGAAAUAGAAUCACUCAGAGAGCAACUUGCAAACAACAACAGUGCAAGAAAACAACCAUCAUUACCAAAAAUCAACAUCAAGAUAAUGAAUGGAAAGUAG
Messenger RNA from Heterostelium album PN500, 384 nucleotides. RefSeq lists its product as uncharacterized. The coding region runs from base 1 to 384 and encodes 127 amino acids. The record is from RefSeq and is a predicted model, not a curated record. The transcript has 2 exons. NCBI's taxonomy places the organism in Eukaryota, Evosea, Eumycetozoa, Acytosteliales, Acytosteliaceae.